GCUCGAGCAGCUCGUCAGCGCUUCGGAGAUGCACUGCCAGAGAACCUUCUAAACGACGAGCAAUACACAGCCUACGAGCGUCUCUAUGGACCACCGGUAGGAAAUACCAAGGACGAACUGGUCGAUUUUGAGGAAAAUGAGCUGGAAGGAGAAUUGGAUGAAACAGACAAUGUUGGCACUGGAUUAUUGAGGGAGAAUGAAGAUGGUGUCCUUGAGGAGGUUGAGUACCUUGAAGAGGAGGAAGAGUUUGACGAGGAAGAGGAGGAAUACGAGUUGAUGGAGGAGAACGCUGAUGAGGCAGAGCUGGACGCGGACAGUGCUGCUGCAGGUCUCGAUGCUCAGACUAUUAAAGACCUGGAGGCUCUGCGUUUGACACCGGAGCAAGAGCUUCUUGAGGACUCCCAAGAACCGCUCGAAGAACCAUACGAUCAUACACGAGCACAUCCAUUGACCGUGGUCAACCGAUUUGGCACGCCCUCCUCUACUGUACAACUACCGGCAUCUUCCUUCGUUGAUCCUGUUACUCGACUGGUUUCUGGUGUUCCAAACAAACACAUCUCAGAAGUUGCUCACCGUAUCUUCGGUGGAGUAGGACUGCCAUAUUCGACAUCGACGCCUCAGCGUGCAGUGAAGAUGCCGCAGAAGGCUAUUCCCCUGAACCCUGGUCAAGGCAGAAUGAGCGAAAUGGAUGCUGAUCUCUUCACAACCACUCUUAUGCCUGGUAUCUACGCGAGCGUAUUCAGUGUUCUGGUGGAAACACGCAAACGUCUGGGCAGCUCAUGGUUGGAAGGCUUGUUGAACAAGGAGGGCGGACCUCGUAUUCUGGAUGCAGGUGGUGCAGGCGUGGGUGUCCUGGCUGCAAGAGAUGUCCUUCAAGCAGAGUGGGAGCGCAUGCACGACACAAGCGAGGAUGAAGAUAGCUUCAUGGCCAUUGCAGAGGCUGGUGGUAAGACUGGCGGCGAAUCCAUCCCUGCACCUGUGGGGAAGGCAACUGUCUUGACCAGCAACGAAGCAUUGCGCUUCCGCUCCAGCAAGCUUCUGGACAACACCACUUUCCUCCCACGCUUGCCUGAUUACAUGCAUGCUAGUGAUGAUUCCGCCCGUGAACGCGGCAAGUACGACAUCAUUAUUGCACCGCACACUCUUUGGCCCUUGAAGGAAGAUCACAUCCGCAAACAACACGUCAAAAACUUAUGGAGCUUGCUCAGCACAGAUGGCGGUGUUCUGAUUCUUUUGGAGAAAGGUGUUCCUCGCGGCUUCGAGAUGGUAGCUGCAGCGCGCGAGCUACUCCUCAAUUCUCGCAUUGCUUCUCCUGGCAAUGAAGCCAUGUCCGAAGACGUCGACGAGCCAGGCGAGGGCACAGUCUGGGGAAAACAGCCAAAGGACAAGGGCAUGAUUGUGGCUCCCUGUACCAAUCACCUUGGUUGUCCCAUGUACGUCAACCGCGGCAUCAGCAAGGGCCGCAAGGACUUCUGCCACUUCAAGCAGCGUUACAUCCGACCUCCGUUCUUGCAAAAGAUUCUUGGAGCAAAGCACAGAAACCAUGAAGAUGUGGAGUUUUCGUACGUUAGUGUCAUGAGAGGCCGCGACCUUCGUGACAAGGAUGAAGAAAACAUCAUCCAGGGUGAAGUUGCGACAGAGCGUGCGUUUAUUGGUUUCGAAACCCCUCAAGCUGUGACCGAGCAGGCAUACGACGAGUUCGAUCCUACAGCACCUGCAGUUCCCGAUGUCGAGGAGAUGUCUGCAGAGGAAGAACCUCACUCCUUGAGUCUGCCGCGUGUGGUUUUGCCUCCUCUGAAGCGUCAAGGCCAUGUCAUCAUCGACAUGUGCACGCCAGCCGGCACACUCGAGCGCUGGACAGUGCCUCGCAGUUUCUCCAAGCAAGCCUACCGCGAUGCACGCAAGAGCUCCUGGGGCGAUAUCUGGGCGCUAGGAGCCAAGACCAGAACCCCUCGCAACGUGCGUGUUGGCAGAGGCAAGGAGGAACUCGGCGGCGUGGAGAAGAAGAAGAGAAGCAAGGCAAAGAACACAGUCGAGGUAGGCUAUGACUCUGCUGGUAAUAUCAAGGAGGAGGAUAUCAGAGUCAAGACGGGUGGACGCAUGAGACAGGGUAAGAUCAAGGGUAUCAGAGACAAGCGUGAUAAGAAGGCGGAUGGAAGAGGCAGAAGAAAGAACCUGGACAAG
Messenger RNA from Aureobasidium melanogenum CBS 110374, 2184 nucleotides. RefSeq lists its product as uncharacterized. Gene Ontology annotation, cellular component: mitochondrial small ribosomal subunit. The annotation marks the transcript as partial. The record is from RefSeq and is a predicted model, not a curated record. Lineage: Eukaryota; Fungi; Ascomycota; Dothideomycetes; Dothideales; Saccotheciaceae. Gene Ontology annotation, biological process: translation. The transcript has a single exon. Gene Ontology annotation, molecular function: methyltransferase activity; structural constituent of ribosome.